Messenger RNA from Cuscuta campestris, 749 nucleotides. NCBI's taxonomy places the organism in Eukaryota, Viridiplantae, Streptophyta, Magnoliopsida, Solanales, Convolvulaceae. The record is from the annotation of a GenBank genome assembly.
CGAGGAAUGCUCCCGGUCCCGGGGGAGCGGGACGAACGACGCCGAUGUUCUCCGGCUUGCCAUGACCCGGUAUCAAGACGACGGGCACCAAGGCAAGGUGCUCAUCGAUCUUUGGAGGAUUUUGAGUCGUUCCCCGAAGUGGCAACAACUCAACAAUCCCGACGGCGGAUCGUUCCGGAAAAGAUCCACCGUCGACGCCGAAGUUGAGGUCGACGAGACUAUCGGUUCUACCGAUCAAAUCCCUCCCUUCAACAUUGCGGAUUCUGAAGAUGAGGACCUCAUUCCACGUCCGAUCGGAAGAAAGAAGGCAAAAUCCAUUGCCUCUGGUUCGGGAGGGUCCGCCUCUGUUUCCGCUUCUUCCUGCGACGAAAUUGGCCGAGAAAUGGUUGAACAAUUUCGGGCGUUCAAUCUCCGAGAACAAGAGAGGUUGAAGCUAAAGGAGAAGGAGUUGAAGCUAAAGGAGCAGGAGGCCGAGAUGAAAGUCAUGCAAACCGACCCCGGGACAUUGUCGGAGAUUGGACUAAUGAUCUACAAGCAAAGAAUAAGAGAGAUCAAGGAGAAAUAUAAUUUACCUUAGUUUUUUUUAUUAAUGUAUCUUUUUUUAAAUUAUUGUCGCUUUUUUUUUAAUUAAUAUAUAUUUUUAUUAUUCGUGUUUCAAUUUAAUUAACUAAUAAAUUUAUUACAUUUUAUUAAUUUAAUUUUAGAAGAUGUAUAUUUAAAAAUGUAAAAAAUGAAGGUUUAAAGCCCCU